Venturia canescens is the source of this 1358-nucleotide messenger RNA. RefSeq names its product wings up A (gene wupA). Gene Ontology annotation, biological process: muscle contraction. The record is from RefSeq and is a predicted model, not a curated record. Bases 181 to 798 code for a protein of 205 amino acids. NCBI's taxonomy places the organism in Eukaryota, Metazoa, Arthropoda, Insecta, Hymenoptera, Ichneumonidae. The transcript has 9 exons. Gene Ontology annotation, cellular component: troponin complex.
CAGCCAAUCAAGUCAUCCUGCGCGGCUUUUCUCGCCCCCUCGCGACUCAUUUUGCGAAGGAGAGAUCGAGCUACGAGCUAUCCCGACGGAAUAGUCAGCCACCGAGGAACCGUUCAACCAACCUCGUGUUCCUUCCUUAGAUAUCCCAACUAGCGGAGUACUUAGCACCCCGAUAUAAAAAUGGCAGUCGACGAUGAUAGAAAACGCAUCGAGGAUGAAAAGAAGAGGAAGCAGGCAGAGACCGACAGGAAGAGGGCCGAAGUUCGUGCCCGCCUGGAGGAAGCCUCGAAGGCCAAAAAAGCGAAGAAGGGUUUCAUGACACCGGAGAGAAAGAAGAAGCUCAGGUUGCUGUUGCGUAAAAAAGCUGCCGAAGAAUUGAAGAAGGAGCAGGAGAGAAAAGCGGCCGAGAGGAGACGCAUAAUCGAGCAGCGUUGCGGAAAGCCGAGGCUCGUCGACGACGCCAACGAAGAUACUCUAAAGCGCGUGUUGCGAGAGUACCACAAUAGGAUCAUUGCGUUGGAGGAUCAAAAAUUCGACAUCGAAUAUAUCGUUAAGAAGAAGGACUUCGAGAUUUCCGAUCUCAAUGGACAAGUGAACGACCUCCGAGGUAAAUUCAUGAAGCCAACCUUGAAAAAGGUCUCGAAAUACGAGAGCAAAUUCGCGAAGCUCCAGAAGAAGGCCGCCGAAUUCAACUUCCGUAACCAACUGAAGCAGGUGAAAAAGAAGGAAUUCACCCUCGAGGAGGAAGACAAGGAGCCGAAGAAAUCCGAGAAGGCAGAGUGGCAGACGAAGAAAUAAAGUUCUACGACGACCCGUUACUCCAACGAUACCUAAAUACAUAUAUUUACAAGCGAUCGUGUUGCAAACAUCUCAACCGCGAACGAGCUUUCGCAGAUGAAUAUUUUCUCUUUAGUAUUUCCUUCGUAAUCGUCUUAAUAUCGAUUUAUUACAUUUCCGAACGAAUUAAAAGAGAAACGAACGAUUCAACGCUUUGCCAAAUCUCAUUAUUCGGUCGUGUCUGCUUCGUCCAUGAGUGCGGUGACAUUUAUUUUUCAGCGCGUUCUCGAUCGUCCCAAGCUCGUACUUUAUUCUUUAAAUCUUUACUGUAAAUAUUCAUUGUCUAUGUGUAACAACGACUCUACGUUUCUUCUGUUAAAAAUUUUAUAGCCUAACGUAUUAUUUAUCUUUGCCUUCUGUUUUUUUCUCUCUAUAUUUAUCUCACUGCGAACUUACGAUUCUUAUUUAUCGCUCUCUCUCUCUCUCUCUCUCUCUCUUCUCCAAUUGCGACUCGAUGAAUAAAAUUUUCAUUCGCGAGAUUCUUCAUCUAAAUAACGCUACGAAAAAACUUUCCUCGUGAG